GUAUAUUUUGAAUAAUAAAGGAAAUUGUGGCAACGACUCGCGUCCUGUAGUAAUUUUGAACAGGACGUGGCGAUAUACGUAAUUUCCGAAGACAGCAAAUGUCCACCGCUGCAUUUAUACAGUUCGGAGGAGCCCAAAACCAAAAUAUUAUAAACUGUACUCAAUUUUAAACAGCUCUGUAACGAAUAUCAGUUCUUAAAAAUUAUUUAUCCCAAUCAAAUAGCUCCUCAUAUAGAAUAGAACCAAUAAUUAACCUGGACCAUAUGAUUAUUUGAUUGGUUGAAUAUUUAUUUGGCUGUAUUAAUUCUGACCUUAAAUCUCCAGGCUGAAUGUAAGUAAUUAUACAAACAAACAAUAGGAAUUGCUCAGUCCAAAAUUCAUAUACCAUAAUAUCCAAUACACAAACUAUAGUUGCAUGACAUAUUACAAGAAUAUAGGCAGUCAAACAACGCCCAGAUUCUUUCAAUAUUUCAUCACUUAGAUUAAAGUAAUUGCAUUUUUCAAAUGUAUACAAUGUCACCCUAUUACUCUAAUAUUAUUCAUUCAUUGUUUUACAACAAGAGCACUAUUGAGGAAAUUAUUUCAAAUGAUGAUUGAAAUUUGAAAACAGAUCUGAGUGUAAAGUUAGUCAAUUGAUUGAACAUUGCAAUAGUGAAAUCAGAUACACAAUUUAUGAAUUCAAUUCUUUGCAAACAUCAUUGGUGAAAAUGUAUACCUUGUUCUUGUAACAUAAUGAAAGAGCAGUCAGUAAAUGAGAAACAAUCCUACACUUAUAGUACUACUGAUUACUCACACGUUGAAUAAUCAAUUCCCAUGACCAACCUCUAACUACCACCUCUACAAUAAUCAUUAUGAUGAGCGAAAUUUAUGACAUUGUUGUACGAAAUGAAAAACAUUCAUUGAAAGUCAAAUUGUUGUUUUGUGCAUCAGUUACUCUAUUGAUUGUAUGGUUGAUUAACAUUAUACCAAAUCUGCUUCAAUGGAAUAAUAAACAGGAGAGAUAUGACAUAUCACCUCAAACAUUUGAAUCGUUAUUUCCAAAUAUAUCUAUAUCAAACCAUUCAGAAUUGGAUCUUGCUCGAACAUUACAUGUCAUAUAUUCUCCUAUCAGUCAAACAUCCGUUCAAAAAUACUCAUUGAGAUUUAGUCUGGAAGAAAAUAGACUGCAGGAAUUAUACAAUUCAUUAAGUGGGUAUAAGAAAGUGAAGAAAUUUCUCAACUACGGGCAUCGUACAAUUUUCACACCAAUGAACUUUUCACAAUGUCAUGCUUCGAAAUGUACAGUGAUUACUGACAUGAACAGAUGGCGAGAAGCUGAUGCUCUCAUACUCACAGAAGAUAAAGUGCCAAAUGGAAUUCGGCCACCAGGGCAGUUGUGGUUUAGUUUAAUACAAGAAUCUCCAGUACAUAUUGCAAUGGCAGGCUCUUUAGAAAAUGAAGUGAAUUUCACCAUAUCGUUUCGCCUGGAUUCAACAAUUUAUUCACCGUAUGGUUCCUAUGAACCACAUAUAAAACAACAUGGACCAGAAACACGAUAUCCUCUGCCUUCCAAAAACUUCGCCAAAAAUAAAACAAAGAAAGUUGCAUGGUUUGUGAGUAACUGUGUGCCUAAAAGUCCUAGAAUGCAAUAUGCCGUAGAACUUUCACGAUACAUCUCGGUUGAUAUUUAUGGUUCGUGUGGUACGUUGUCAUGUCCAAAGAAUGAUGCAACAUUCGCCUCAACAGAUAACUGUUUGAAGCUGAUUCGUGAAAACUACAAGUUUUAUUUGAGCUUUGAAAAUAGUUUAUGCACUGAAUAUAUAACAGAGAAGCUGUAUAGAAAUGCGCUAAAAAACGAAUUACUCCCAAUUGUGAUGGGUGCCUCCAUCGAAGAAUAUCAAAGAGUUGCUCCUCCAUACUCUUUCAUUCAUGUCGACCAAUUCGAAUCACCAGCUAAACUUGCAGACUAUCUGAAAUAUUUGGACAAAAACGAUACUGCAUACAAUGAGUACUUUGCAUGGCAUGGCCAUGGAGUAAUUCAUGAUUACGAUGCACAACCUCAAUGUGCAAUGUGUCUACUAGCUCACACGUCUCCUGUAUUUGGUCCAUAUUGGGUUCCGAAGGUGGCACGAUGGUGGAAUGAUGGAUGUAAUGGUCGGAGAUUGCGUUGGAAUCCAUAAAUUGUGAUUAUUGACAACGAAACUUCUGUAAAUAACAUUUUUAUAUUGUAUUCAAUUUUAGGUCUGAAUCGAAAUGGAUUCAGAUUAUUUCAUGUUAUACAGAUAUCUGUUAUUGUUAGAUUUUUCGUGAAAACAAUCAUCUUGUCA
Schistosoma turkestanicum is the source of this 2306-nucleotide messenger RNA. Lineage: Eukaryota; Metazoa; Platyhelminthes; Trematoda; Strigeidida; Schistosomatidae. The record is from the annotation of a GenBank genome assembly.